AUGCAGGUUCUUCUUGAAGAAUCACAACAACUUGCAAGUUUAAUAACUUUAAAUGCUGAAAUUGAGUAUGCAGAUUAUAAGUCUGAUAAACAAUCAAAUGAAUUUAAAAAGCAGUUAGAACUUUAUAAAGCCAAGGCAAAAUUUUUAAAUAGUUGA
This is a messenger RNA of Cetraspora pellucida, 156 nucleotides long. The record is from the annotation of a GenBank genome assembly. NCBI's taxonomy places the organism in Eukaryota, Fungi, Glomeromycota, Glomeromycetes, Diversisporales, Gigasporaceae.